Poeciliopsis prolifica (blackstripe livebearer) is the source of this 1307-nucleotide messenger RNA. RefSeq names its product Rab interacting lysosomal protein-like 2 (gene rilpl2). Gene Ontology annotation, biological process: cilium assembly. Gene Ontology annotation, cellular component: ciliary basal body; cytoplasm. Bases 253 to 837 code for a protein of 194 amino acids. Gene Ontology annotation, molecular function: protein dimerization activity. NCBI's taxonomy places the organism in Eukaryota, Metazoa, Chordata, Actinopteri, Cyprinodontiformes, Poeciliidae. The record is from RefSeq and is a predicted model, not a curated record. The transcript has 4 exons.
GUCUCUGAGCGAACGGUCUUCACCGUAGACGAUCUUUGAGCUCACCUGUCGCUAGGAUACGUUGCCCUCCUCUGCUGCCACGCCAUUGGAGGACGAGUGACGGGGGAAGUGCUGCUCCGCUGGAAGUUUGUUACCUUCGUUUAAACUUUAGACGAUUCAAGUCUGAAACAGAGCAGUCGCUGAGUUGGAACUUUUCUAGGCGGUCCGUCGUUUCAAAGGUGACUUUAUUCCGUGAACUUCAGGAGUGUCGCGAUGGAGUUUGGUGAAGAGCCGUCACCCGCUCUGGCCUUCGAGAAGGACGCCUUUGAGCUCACCGUGGAAGAUGUGUACGACAUUUCCUACGUGAUCGGACGAGACCUGUUAAAAAUCAGCGGCGCCGGCGAGGAAGUGUCUGAUUUACAGUUCAGGAUCGUCCGAGUCCUGGAAAUGUUUGAGACGCUGGUGAACAAGUACAAUCUGUCGGUGGAGGAGCUGAAAAUGGAGCGGGACAACCUGAAGGCAGAGCUGGACAGGAUCAUCCGGGAGGGCUCGUCCUCCUCCGGACACAGCGGGCAAACCGUGGGAGCGAAUCAACUGGUGGUGGACCUGAGUGACCCCAACAGACCGCGCUUCACCAUGCAGGAGCUGAAGGAGGUUCUGCAGGAGAGGAACCAGCUGAAGGCUCAGCUCAUGGUGGCCCAGGAGGAGCUUCAGCUGUAUAAGAGUGGGAUUCUACCUCAAUCUGAACCCGCCAUGGUUGACGUGGACCUGGGUGUGCCACCAGCCACACAGGACAGUUCAUCCACAAUAAACGAAAAGACAACUAUAGGAAAACUGUUUUCAUUCAGGAGAAAAUGAGAGGAAUCCCUCAGACGAUCUGUUUUAGAGGCAAACAGGAUUUAUCUGCACAAUUUCUAACCACUUUUGUAAUUAUUGUUGUUUACAAAUGUCAGUCUAACAAUAUUUUGUAUCAUUUUUAAUCUAAUAUGAUUUGUAGUAUUACAAUACUGGAGAAGCUGAAUUAUUAACAUGUUUAGGUAACUGGAAAGUAUUAAGUUAGUCAUUCCCUGUUCAAGCAUUUUUAAAAAUGUAUUUUUGCUCAAAUAAGUUUGGUCUUAAAUUAUGAAGUAAACAAAUAAAAUAUGGUCCCAUCCAGUCAAUCUUACCAAUAAAACAAUGCAGAUUAUAUUUUUUAUCCUGGAUUUUUGGGACCAUUUGCUAUUGAAGUGUUGUAAAUGUUUCAAAUUGUGAAGGAAUUAGAAAAAAAUACCAGACAUAAAGUGUGAUAUGAUUUUUGUUUUUACAAAUAAAAUAUGCAGAAUGGGUCA